Messenger RNA from Mandrillus leucophaeus (drill), 3622 nucleotides. RefSeq names its product dehydrodolichyl diphosphate synthase (gene DHDDS). Lineage: Eukaryota; Metazoa; Chordata; Mammalia; Primates; Cercopithecidae. Bases 571 to 1473 code for a protein of 300 amino acids. Gene Ontology annotation, molecular function: ditrans,polycis-polyprenyl diphosphate synthase [(2E,6E)-farnesyl diphosphate specific] activity. Gene Ontology annotation, biological process: polyprenol biosynthetic process. The transcript has 7 exons. Gene Ontology annotation, cellular component: endoplasmic reticulum; dehydrodolichyl diphosphate synthase complex. The record is from RefSeq and is a predicted model, not a curated record.
GUGCCACUGAACUGAAGGGGUGAACUAGAGGAGAAGAGGGUGACUGGGCGGGGAGCAGCUGCGGGAGAAGCAAAGGGACGACUGAGGGGAUAAUCAGGAGACCACUGAGGCGUGAAGUACUGGCGGUGCGAUAACUGAAGGGGUUAGUAACUGGGAGCGCAGAGUGGGAAACAGCUUGAGGGAAGAUGGAGAAGGAAGAAACAGGGAAUGAUCAAGAUGUGGGCACCAUGAUGUGGCAGGAAGCUGACUUAGAUGUUCAGAAGAAGUCAGUGCAGAUACUGAGGAAAUGGGAAUGGGAACAGGUCUGCAAAGGCACGAGAACCGAGGAAAGGCUUUUGCCCCCCAGAGGUCUCAUUGCCUUAUAAAACUGUGGGUGGUAAAAGAUUAUAGGCUUAGACCAGUGUCUUUGGAUUCUAAUGCUGGCUGCUCUCCACAGUCCAUCUGAUUCCCCAGAAGUCAGUUAUAGCUCUUUGCAAACCUUGGUGGCUUCUUAUUUUCUUUCUUGUUUAUCCAAGAUUACCUGGCUGGUGUUUAGUUGUUCUGGGGUGAUCUUCUGAUUGGAAAAGAACUAUGUCAUGGAUCAAGGAAGGAGAGCUGUCACUUUGGGAGCGGUUCUGUGCCAACAUCAUAAAGGCAGGCCCAAUGCCGAAACACAUUGCAUUCAUAAUGGACGGGAACCGUCGCUAUGCCAAGAAGUGCCAGGUGGAGCGGCAGGAAGGCCACUCACAGGGCUUCAACAAGCUAGCUGAGACUCUGCGGUGGUGUUUGAACCUGGGCAUCCUAGAGGUGACGGUCUACGCAUUCAGCAUUGAGAACUUCAAACGCUCCAAGAGUGAGGUAGACGGGCUUAUGGAUCUGGCCCGGCAGAAGUUCAGCCGCUUGAUGGAAGAACAGGAGAAACUGCAGAAGCAUGGGGUGUGUAUCCGGGUCCUGGGCGAUCUGCAUUUGUUACCCUUGGAUCUCCAGGAGCUGAUUGCACAAGCUGUACAGGCCACAAAGAACUACAACAAUGAUAUCUCUGAGUCUCUGCUUGAUAAGUGCCUCUAUACCAACCGCUCUCCUCACCCUGACAUCUUGAUACGGACUUCUGGAGAAGUGCGGCUGAGUGACUUCUUGCUAUGGCAGACCUCUCACUCCUGCCUGGUGUUCCAACCUGUUCUGUGGCCAGAGUAUACAUUUUGGAACCUCUUCGAGGCCAUCCUGCAGUUCCAGAUGAACCAUAGCGUGCUUCAGCAGAAGGCCCGAGACAUGUAUGCAGAGGAGCGGAAGAGGCAGCAGCUGGAGAGGGACCAGGCUACAGUGACAGAACAGCUGCUGCGAGAGGGGCUCCAAGCCAGUGGGGACGCCCAGCUCCGAAGGACACGCUUGCACAAGCUCUCGGCCAGACGGGAAGAGCGAGUCCAAGGCUUCCUGCAGGCCUUGGAACUCAAGCGAGCUGACUGGCUGGCCCGUCUGGGCACUGCAUCAGCCUGAGUGGGGCUGGUCACCUGCCACUUUGCCCUGCCCUCUGCCUCCAGGGCCCCACUCCCCUUCCUUUUCUUGGUGAAAGGCAUCUCCUUUCCUGAUAAUGAAUUGUGUUCCCUUUGCUUGGCUGGGGAGCGCCCCCACAGGCCAGGUCUGCUGGCCAUAGAUACCUUUGGGAUGCCUGGGACAGGCUCCUGGGGAGGAUUGAGGGUGAAAGUCUCCCACGAGUACACUAAACCCAGGUCUGGUCACCAAUAGGGUUUGGAGACAAAGGGCCCCAACUUAUCAGCUGCCUGUCUCUUAGAUGCACUUUCUUUUUCCACCAGCACAUCCUUCAACACAGAAUUUCAGGGAAGAGUUCUCCCCAAAACCCUAGCUCUUUACCCAUCCAUUUUAGCCUUCCACCCAGCUUCCACAAAAGAUUUGGCUCUACCUUGGAUCUGCUAGUAUAUAACUAAUAGGCAGCCAGUUAUUUGGGUAAGGAAAAAAAGGGGUGGGAGAGACAGAAAAUUUGCCCAUCUGCUGCUCCUCCCCCUUGGCUCUCCACCUGGGAUUUGCUAUUGAAUCUCUACCCCCCUCCCACCACGCAGUACUGAUUGCUCACUGAAAGACUCAGCACCCCCAAUGGUGUGCGGAAGCCAGGCAGGCGAUUACAAUCCAAUUACCUAUUGUCGACUCAGCCCACACAAGCUUUUCUCCUCCUCUUGCAGGGCAUGGGGCCAGGCUCCACUCCCAAGUGAGACUGGCCCCUUCCAUGGUAUAGGGUAAGAGAAGGGCCUGUAGGCCCUGGUGAAUCGAAUCCAGCACAGGCCUUCUCCCCUGUAAGACAACAGGACUGAGCAGAACCAAACACUUCUCUCAACUGACUCUGCUCCCUGCCCUCACCAUCUCAAACUCUGAUUCCCACUCCACUCUUCGAGGUUUCUCUCAGCUUUUUGAUCUGGCUCCCGAUUUAUUCUUGGCAUGGCAAAGCUUGUUCUAGGUCCUCUGCUUGUGAGGGUCAAAGCUGUGUCCUUUUCCUUACCUCCCUGUGCCAGGACUUGCUGCAGAGCUGCUGAGAGGAUUAGUGCCUUUGAAGAGCUGUCUGCCUGAGCAACUCCAUUUCAGGUGCCCCACACCGGCAAGUACCAGCCAGUAACACCAACCAAAUGCUACUCUCUUUAGUAAAGUCCAUUUUACUUUUACUUUUUGAGACAGAGCCUCACCCUAUCCGGGCUGGUCUCGAACUCAUGACCUCAGGUGAUCCGCUGGCCUCACCCUCCCAAAGUGCUGGAAUUACAGGCAUGAGCCACUGUGCCAGACUUCCCAUUUUACUUUCUGCAAGCCGUUUCCCUAGCAGCUCCCUCUAGGGGAGAGGUGAGAUCUUGCAAGCAGUAGCAAGAGCACACAGGAAACCCCUAACUUUCCUAUACCCCAACCCUCUCUUCCCCUUUCUGUCCCCGAAUACCUGGCGGCAAGAGACCUCUUGGCUAUUGUCCUUGCUCCCAGAAUCAAGCAUAAAUGCCAGACAAGGCGAUUGAGAAGCCAAUCAAUGCACCCUUUGGCAAGCCCCCAUCCACACCUGGCACUCCCCUCUACCAAUCCCUGGCACAGGGUUCCUGGAGAGCAGGUGCUGUACAUUUUCCAGCUUUACAAUGGGGCUGUUGACAGCCAUAAUUAGGAAGGCAUGAAUUAUGCGGCUGUAAUGCAGAGCCCUACAAUUAAGGCGGGAAUGAGGGGCUGGAGGCAGCAAACGGGAAUCUGCCCUGAGUGUGGCUGUUGAAUCCUGUCUCCUGGGUCUGACUUUCCGUAAUAUGAUUGGGGUACAGUAGAGGUGAUUAAUGGGGCUGGCAUCUCUCUUUGGCCUGAGGUUCUCUAUUCUGGGAAAGGUACACAGGGUGGAGUAGGGAGAAGCCGCCCCAGGAGGCGGUGUAGGGGUGGAAAGAAGAGGCAGAGAGGUCGUCGUCGUCGCCCAGCAGCAAGGGCUGCAAAACAGUUGAACUCCUGGUUGCUUUGGACAUGUAUGAUUUGUACAAGCCAGGUUCAACCGUUGCCUCAAGAAAUCAGAUGGGACCAAUUUAGUGUCCUUCCACCUGUAAGCGAAGCCCCCAUUUGAGGACAUAUAUCGUAUUGUGUUCUGGGUUUCAAAUAGAAUUUUUAAAGAUUCUUAGAUGUAAAA